AUGAGGGGUCUAGUCAACCCUUUGCUGGAUGCUGGGCAUCAGAUAACCCUAGUAACUUCAUUUCCAGAAUUGGAAAUAUCAAAAAAUGUCAGAGUAGUCGAUGUGAGUCAUGUAAAGAAAAUACAUAAAUACAUGGCAGCUUCAGAUCUAACAAAACAAACAAUGUCAAUUGUGCUAGAUUUCGGUAGAAAUAUUUCGCUAGCGACCAUAGAGACGCCUGCAUUAAGGAAUUUAUUGGUUAAAGAGAGUUUUGAUGCAGUUAUAUCUGAAUGGUUCUUUUCGGACAUCGAUAGCGGAUACGCGGCAAUACAACAAGCUCCAUGGAUUCUACUUAGUGGCAUGGUAAUGCAUCAUCACAUAGAGUUUCUAAUAGACCAAGUGAGAUCAGUACCCACAAUCCCAGCACUCAAGAUGGAUGUUGGAAUUCCAAUGAACUUCUUUGAAAGAUUGUCCAAUACUAUGUCGUAUUUGAAAACAAGUUAUUUAUUCUGGGCACGCUACCCACAGCAACAAUCAGACUACGAAUCUCAGUUUUACCCCCUAGCCCAGUCCCGAGGGGUAACCUUACCCCCACUUUUGUCAGCUAUGCACAAUAUAUCCAUAUUGUUUGUUAAUUCUCAUCCUUCUUUUGCUUCUGCACAAAGUCUACCACCAAAUGCAAUCGACAUUGCAGGAUACCACAUUGACCCCAAUAUACCACCUUUACCUAAGGAUCUCCAAGACCUUUUAGACUCUUCAAACCAAGGAGUAAUAUACUUUAGCAUGGGAUCAGUCUUGAAACCAUCAGAUAUACCAGAACGAACAAACAAGAAUCUUUUUAAAAUCUUCCAACAAUUACCUUACACGGUGCUAUGGAAAUAUGAUGGAAAAGUGCAGAAUUUACCCAAAAACGUUCACAUCAAGUCGUGGAUGCCUCAAUCUAGCAUAUUAGCACAUCCAAACACAAAAAUAUUUAUAACACACGGAGGUCUUCUUAGUACAUUAGAGUCCUUAUAUUUUGGGGUUCCAGUGAUUGCUAUCCCAGUUUUUGGGGAUCAACCUAGUAAUGCGAAGCGAUGUGAAAGGGCCGGACAUGCUCUAACAGUCAAAUAUGGACCUAAUAUGGACCAGGAGUUGAAGGAAAAGUUAAAUAUAAUGCUAAAUAAUAAUAGUUACCACAACAAAGCGAAAUACAUAUCGAAAUUAUUUAGAAACCGUCCAGUAUCAACUACCAAGUUAAUACAGCACUACGUGGAACUUGCUAUUGAGAGCAAAGGAGCACUUCAUCUUAGAUCUAAGACACAUCUCUACGCGUGGUACGAAACCUGGAUGCUGGAUCAACUCGCUUUAUUAGUAGUAACACUGUAUGUUAUAUAUAGAGUGUUCAAAAAAGUGCAAAAUCUUUUUAAGAAGAAUGUUAAAGAAAAGAAGAAGAAGCAU
Brenthis ino (lesser marbled fritillary) is the source of this 1419-nucleotide messenger RNA. Lineage: Eukaryota; Metazoa; Arthropoda; Insecta; Lepidoptera; Nymphalidae. The record is from the annotation of a GenBank genome assembly.